Molecule: messenger RNA, 1935 nt
Organism: Penicillium mononematosum
Lineage: Eukaryota; Fungi; Ascomycota; Eurotiomycetes; Eurotiales; Aspergillaceae
Product: F-box domain and ankyrin repeat protein
Exons: 2
Coding region: 1-1935 (644 amino acids)
Molecular function (GO): protein binding
Source: RefSeq, a predicted model, not a curated record
AUGUCUCAGCAACCAACCUCCGCCCAACCCUUGGGCAGUUUCAAGCUGGGUGAUUUGCCUCAUGAGUUAGUUUUACUCAUUUCGAGUAUGGUGACUAUCCGGGACCGCUGUAGGCUUCAUCAAACCUGCAAGUCUAUGUACUUACUCCUCGCGCAUGGCAUUAUGGAGGAGAGGCAGCUGACUGCCCGAGUUCUAGCUCCCAAGCAAAAAUACGAGAAGCGUGGCUGGAGAUGGAAUUCUCCUCAUGCAAUUGCUGGAAUCGACAUGCCAGAUACUUCUCCUCAAGAAGAUGGUUGCAGGUUUUUGAGUAAGCCAGCAAAAGGUGAGGUCUUUGCUUGUGCCAUUGAGCGCGGGGAUUUCAAGAUCGUACUGGAGUACUUGCGUUCGGGCGUCGACCCCAACGUAUAUAGCCUUACUGGCGGAUUCAUGCUGCAUGUGGCGGUUGCUGCCCGUCAACCUAGUAUGAUAUCAUUGCUCCUGGAUUACGAUGCUGAUCCUUCCUGCUUGCACUUCAACUACAGCCACGAUCCCGAUUCUUGGGCUUUCUCCCUUGGUCCUGAACCCUUUUUCUACACUCUCACCUAUGACGGUGAUUGGAUGGUUAGUACGUUCGCCAGGAGUGGCAAGGUCGACGGAUUCGCCAAUUUUGUUGUUCGUUAUUGGGAGACUGUGGCACAUGCUUUGGCCAAGCGCAAUGAUCAAGUGUUGUUCCGGGAUAUGGCACAAUAUCUUACAAAAGAAACUAUGACGAUGGUUUUUCAAAGGCACCAGACGCCCCUGCAUGUCGCACUGAAGCAACCAACCCCGGAUGUCGCCAUGGAACUUAUUGAGGCUGAUGCCUAUACUGAUUCCCUUGACAAAUCGAUAGAUACUACUCCGUUCAUUGCUCUCGCUGUCGAAAACGGCCAUUUUGAAGCUGCACGCCUGAUGCUUAAGAGGAACACCAACCUUCCCUUGAAGAAAUAUAUAGGGAGUGAGCUUCCGACAGCAGUCUCAUCUUGCGCUGUUGGCGUUAUCCGUCCGCUCAUCGACCGUGGCGUGAGCAAAGAACAAGAUGGAAACGACUAUACUUCGCCACUUAUCUGCGCUGUCAGGACGGGAAGCUUGGACGUGGUGAAGUCAGUCUACGAGGAAGGACCCAAGCAUCCCUCCUUGAGAUAUAACCCCGGAAGACUGUUUUCACCUUCAGCAUACGCUACAGCACUCGCCCUAGGGAAACCCGAGAUUGUGGAUUACCUGGAGGGUUGCAUAGAGCGCGACAGCAGCGACCCUCAAAUGCCGUGUACACCGGAGAGUGAUUCCCAUGCCAAUAUGGCGCGCAAGAUCAUGGAGAUUAUGUCAUAUCUUCAUCAUUGGGAUGAGUGUAUGUUUGGUGAUGAAGUCCAGCCCAAUGCAGUUCAGUCCAAGGCCCACCUCGUCAAUCAUAUCGCGUUACAUAUUCUUCCCUUGGCAGGGGCAGAUUUUGAUUCUGGUCGAAUUUGUGAUCUCGUCCAAAAAGCUCAACAUAUAUGUCCCAGCAAGCAGGUUUCGUACCAUUCAAUGUACGCUCUUGAGGAGGCUAUUAAAGAUCUUGAGCUGCCAGGGGAAGAAGCAGGAGAAGGAGAAUGUGAUGGUCCUGACAAUGCAGGCCUAUUAUGCAAGGCCUUACCACGUCUCUUGGGCGUUAUCAGGAAAGAGGUGGGCCCUGAAAGAAGGACCCUUUUCCUGGAGACCUUGGAGGAGGUUUUUAUUGAUCAUAUAACGGUACAGGCAAAGAGUCAGAUGUGCGCUGAUUCGAAACUACUUGGAGCGCUACUACUGCCCCCUGGAAUGAAUGAUAGGGCACGCCAGCUUAAAGAAACCUUGAGACGUCUUUGUGGCGUGGCAAGGGAGAACAUUUAUAAUGAUGAGAUCGGCCGGCUCAUUAUGGUCUUCUUGCGUCUUCUUCGAUGCUAA